AUGAUGAAAGUUGGAACUUAUUUAAUUAAAAGAUUAAAGGAAUUGGGUAUCAAACAUGUAUUUGGAGUACCUGGUGAUUUCAAUAUGGACAUUUUGGAUUAUGUAGAAGAUGAAGAAGGAAUUGAAUGGAUUGGGGGAUGUAAUGAAUUGAAUAGUGGUUAUGCAGCUGAUGGUUAUGCAAGGAUUAAUAAAAUCUCCGCCUUGAUAACAACUUUUGGGGUAGGUGAACUUUCGGCAAUCAAUGCCAUCGCGGGUUCAUUCUCGGAAAUAGUUCCAGUUGUACAUAUAGUAGGGACCCCGUCCACCAAAUCUCAAUCCGAGGGGGCAAUAUUGCAUCAUACCCUUGGCAACGGCGAUUUUAAAAUUUACAAGAGAAUUCAAGUGACCGUACAAGAAAUUUCCACCAUGAUUCGUCACAACAUUCAACCCAUUAUUUUUAUUCUUAACAACGAAGGAUAUACCAUCGAACGAACACUUCAUGGACUUAAACGUGAAUAUAAUGAUAUACAACAAUGGGAUUUCUGUAAAACUUUGGAAUAUUUUGGUGGGGCAGGAAAAGGAAAUUCCGUUAGGAUCUCAACCAAAGAUGAAGUAGGAUCCUUUAUUCAUCAAUUUUCUCCGGAUAAAAUUCAAAUUGUUGAAGUUAUUAUGGAUAAAUUUGACGUUCCCAGGGCUCUAUUUGAAACUGUUAAAAUUACUUACACACAACAUGUUUAUGAAGAAAAAUCUGAAUAA
Messenger RNA from Funneliformis caledonium, 735 nucleotides. NCBI's taxonomy places the organism in Eukaryota, Fungi, Glomeromycota, Glomeromycetes, Glomerales, Glomeraceae. The record is from the annotation of a GenBank genome assembly.